Molecule: messenger RNA, 300 nt
Organism: Fusarium falciforme
Lineage: Eukaryota; Fungi; Ascomycota; Sordariomycetes; Hypocreales; Nectriaceae
Product: U6 snRNA-associated Sm-like protein LSm8
Exons: 3
Coding region: 1-300 (99 amino acids)
Biological process (GO): mRNA splicing, via spliceosome
Cellular component (GO): U4/U6 x U5 tri-snRNP complex; U6 snRNP; precatalytic spliceosome
Molecular function (GO): RNA binding
Source: RefSeq, a predicted model, not a curated record
AUGGCUACUCUCGGCGGAUACCUAAACAAGAAAGUCCUGAUCGUCACAGCAGACUCGAGAAUUCUCGUCGGAACCCUAGCAGCCUGCGACAACACAACAAACUUGGUCUUGAACAAUGCGAUAGAGCGUAUUAUCCGAACACCCGACGAUCCGGAACCCUCAGCCCAAGUGCCCCUGGGCCUAUACCUCGUGCGUGGCGACAAUGUCUGCUCCAUCGGCCUCGUGGACGAGGCGCUUGACGAUAGCAUCAACUGGACAGAAGUCAAGGGCUCAGCGAUCGGAGGCAUAAAACACAUUUAG